This is a messenger RNA of Xiphophorus couchianus (Monterrey platyfish), 1922 nucleotides long. RefSeq names its product cytochrome P450, family 7, subfamily A, polypeptide 1 (gene cyp7a1). The record is from RefSeq and is a predicted model, not a curated record. NCBI's taxonomy places the organism in Eukaryota, Metazoa, Chordata, Actinopteri, Cyprinodontiformes, Poeciliidae. Gene Ontology annotation, molecular function: oxidoreductase activity, acting on paired donors, with incorporation or reduction of molecular oxygen; steroid hydroxylase activity; heme binding. Bases 1 to 1545 code for a protein of 514 amino acids. Gene Ontology annotation, biological process: bile acid biosynthetic process; cholesterol homeostasis. The transcript is spliced from 8 exons.
AUGAUGAUAAGUAUUGCUUUGAUCUGGGGAGUAGUGGUUGGAUUUUGUUGCCUGUUGUGGCUUGCUCUGGGGAUAAGACGCAGGCAAGCUGGUGAGCCUGUCAUUGAAAAUGGUUUUAUUCCCUACCUGGGCUGUGCUUUGCAAUUUGGGGCAAACCCUCUUCAGUUCCUUCGCAGCCGGCAGAAGAUGUAUGGUCAUAUUUUCACCUGCAAGAUAGCAGGCCAAUACAUUCACUUCCUGUGUGACCCCUUCUCCUACCACUCAGUCAUCAGACAAGGAAGACACCUUGAUUGGACAAAAUUUCAUUUUGCUACAUCUGUUAAGGCAUUUGGUCAUGACAGCUUUGACCCUCGUCAUGGUUACACCACAGAAAACCUUCACCAAACCUUUCUGAAGACGCUGCAGGGGGAAGCUCUGCCCUCCCUGAUAGAAACUAUGAUGGGCCACUUGCAAGAUGUCAUGCUUACGUCAGACAGACUUAGUCCAAGUGAAGAUGAGUGGCAGGUGGACGGGAUCUUUGCCUUCUGCUACAAGGUCAUGUUUGAAGCUGGCUACUUGACUCUGUUUGGUAAAGAGCUUGGAGAAGACAAAUGUCACAUCAGACAGGCUGCACAGAAAGCGUUGGUCCUCAACACUUUGGAAAACUUCAAGGAGUUUGACAAGAUAUUUCCUGCUCUUGUAGCUGGCUUGCCCAUCCAUGUUUUCAAGAGUGCCUACAGUGCCAGAGAGAACCUAGCAAAGACGAUGCAUGCAGAAAACCUGUCCAAGAGGCACAACAUGUCUGACUUGAUCUCUAUGAGGAUGAUACUGAAUGACUCCUUAUCUACAUUCAAUGAUGUGAGCAAAGCUAGAACCCAUGUUGCCCUGCUUUGGGCUUCACAGGCUAACACACUGCCUGCUACAUUCUGGAGUCUAUUUUAUAUGAUUAGGAGCCCAGAUGCUCUGAAAGCAGCUCAAAAAGAAGUCCGGAAAGUUCUGAGGGAUUCAGGUUUGACAAUGGACCAUGAUGAGCCAAACAUGCUAAACCUGAGCAGAGACCAGUUAGACAACAUGCCUGUGUUGGACAGCAUCAUGAAAGAAGCCAUGCGGCUUUCCAGUGCCUCUUUGAAUAUUCGGGUUGCCAAAGAGGAUUUCCUGCUUCACCUUGACAACCAAGAAGCUUACCGUAUUAGGAAAGAUGAUGUCAUAGCCCUGUAUCCACCCAUGGUGCAUUAUGAUCCAGAAAUCUAUGAAGAUCCUUAUGAGUACAAGUUUGACCGUUUCCUGGAUGAGAAAGGUCAGGAGAAAACCACGUUUUAUCGCAAUGGGCGGCGGCUGCGUUACUUCUACAUGCCCUUUGGCUCGGGGGUCACAAAAUGCCCUGGAAGAUUUUUUGCUGUGUAUGAGAUCAAGCAGUUUCUAACUCUGAUGCUGUCCUGCUUUGACAUGGAAUUAUUAGACCCUGCUAUCAGAGUUCCUCCUCUAGACCAGUCCCGUGCCGGUCUGGGAAUUCUCCAACCUACAUAUGAUGUGGACUUCAGAUAUAAGAGGAAGGAGAACCACUAAACCCAGUGCUUGCCGUGCUGAUUGACUGAAUUAUUUACUGUAGAUAAUGUAAAUUUUACAGUACAAUAGGACAUCUGUGUGUAAAUAGACUAAAUUAUUUUUCAAUGUCCUGUUUUUUUUUUUUUUUUAUAAAAUCAGGUUGUAGAAAAUAGGCUGUAUGGGAUCAUUAGAAAUGAUCACAUAUUUCCAGAUCUUUACUGGCAUUCUGUCAUAUUCAGUACUUCUCAGAGCCAUGUACACUAAAUAGUUAUAAACAGUACUUACAAACUCAACUCACCAUGAACUUUAAAUGUGCAGGUUAAUAAAAAUCUAAAGAAAUAAUAAAGGCACAUUAGCAAAAUCACAAAUAAGUAUUAAUUAAAAUUUGAUUACAUUUA